CCUCCAUUGUUUACCACGAAGCUUGUAUCAGGAGUAACAGAUUCAUCACGAUGCUGACUCAGUCUAUCCUGGUGAUUCUGCUGAGCCUGGGAUUAGUCUCUGCUCGCCCAGGUGUCGGAGAAGAUAGCCUGAACCACUACGUCGAUCUGGUGUUGGAUAACCUUCAGAUCCUCAUCGUUGAGAAUGGCCUCGACCCCGGCCCUCUCCCCAACAGCUCCGUCGGCUUCAGUGAUGUGAUCCUGGGGGUCACGUGGCACGGGGAAGCAGCUGUGUAUGAUGGGUGGCUCCGUGGCAUAGCUUCCAUCUUCCGCUCAGGCGACGCCAACUUCCUCCGUGACGGUAACGGCAUCAUCAACGGUAUCUCCAGCGGCAUGGGACUUGGGGAGAUGAAGGGCCACUACACCUGUUUGGCUAAGUUCAUGGACUUAGGACCCAUUGCUGAAAUCACUGUGGACGUGAAUGGCGCCAAAGUGUACUUCGAGGCGGCCCUUGACCGUACCACCUGCAGAUUCCACGUCUCUAUUAUGGAGGUCACAAAAAUCGGACACAUCAACAUAGACAUCAAAGGGCUUGGUCCACUAAACUGGAUUUUCGAGAUAGUGGCAAACCUCGUGGUGAACAUCGUCAAGAUCUUCAUUAAAGACACUAUAGAAGUAUCCAUUCAAGAUCUGACCAAUCAAAUCCUUGAAUCUAUUGACCUCAGUGCAUUUGGUCCUCUUAUUGGCUGUAACCCCGCGAUCCAGAAUCCACUCAUACAGCCUCAGGUCAAGAACUACAUCAAAUAAGAAAGGUGAUUCCCCAACGGUAUCAGGUCGUGUGUUGUUGACCUCUUGAUCUGUUUAGUAAACAUAGAAUUUAUAAUGUGGUA
Messenger RNA from Homarus americanus (American lobster), 868 nucleotides. RefSeq lists its product as uncharacterized. The transcript has 6 exons. Bases 51 to 785 code for a protein of 244 amino acids. The record is from RefSeq and is a predicted model, not a curated record. Lineage: Eukaryota; Metazoa; Arthropoda; Malacostraca; Decapoda; Nephropidae.